AAAAGUAAGAGACAUAAACGUUGCCAGCAUAGCAUCCGAGGAUGGGUAACGUAGGAUAUGUGAACCGGUGUAAAUAAGCCUCGCGCGGGGGAGAACAGGCACAAAGCGGAGCGGUCCCCGCAUGCCAGGCUCUCCGGCGGCCGGGGUCGCGCAGCAAGCUCCGCCGGCCCCGCAGCCCCGCCGCCGGCUGCCGGUGCCGCCGUCGGCGGUGGCAGGCUAGGCGGCGGCGUGCCCCGCGCCGCUCCGCGCCGCCGUCGGGGGCCGUCACCCCGGGCCGACCCCGCGGAGCCGCCGCCAUCCCCCGCGCCGCCAGCGGGUGGCGCUGGAGGCCGGCGGACGGGCGGGCGGCGGCGGCGGCGGCGCGCGGCGGCGGCGCGCCCCGGGCCGCCCGCGCCCUCCCAGCUCCCCCACCAGUGCACGAGUUUACCUCUAGAGGUCAUCAGGCAGGAUUUACGACUGGACAACAAAAGCACGUGAUGUGAAGCCGUACCCCAUAUUUGGGUGCCUACGUAGGAGGGAACCAAGUACAUGUCCCAGUCAUUUCCAUAAUUCAUCAUAAAUUGUGCAAGGGUGCUAUAGACGCACAAAACGACCAAGAGCCACAAAUCAAGCACACAUAUCAAAAAACAAAUGAGCUCUUAUUUUGUAAACUCAUUUUGCGGUCGCUAUCCAAAUGGCCCGGACUACCAGUUACAUAAUUAUGGAGAUCACAGCUCGGUGAGCGAGCAAUACAGGGACUCCGCCAGCAUGCACUCCGGCAGGUACGGAUACGGCUACAAUGGCAUGGACCUCAGCGUCGGGCGCUCUGCUUCCACCCACUUUGGUGCCAAUGAGAGACCCCGCAGUUACCCGGCCAACACCACCUCUGCCUCGACAGAGCCCAGGUACAACCAGCCCGCGACGUCUUCCCACUCGCCUCCCCCUGACCCUCUGCCCUGCACCGCCGUGGCCGGUUCGCCUGUCAGCGAGAGUCACCACGGGGUGAAAAACUCCCUCGCCAACUCCACCAGCACUUCGUCCAAUUCCAGCAGCAACACGCACAUCAGCAGAGACGGGGUUGGCACCUCGUCUGGGACUGAGGAAGACACUCCAGCAAGCAGCGAGCAGGCAAGUGCCCCGACCGACCAAAGCACAGCCCAGCCUUCACAGCCCCAGAUCUACCCCUGGAUGCGAAAACUGCACAUAAGUCAUGACAACAUAGGGGGACCAGAAGGGAAAAGGGCUCGGACUGCUUACACCCGCUAUCAGACCUUGGAGCUGGAAAAGGAAUUUCACUUCAAUAGAUACCUGACCCGCAGAAGAAGGAUUGAAAUAGCACAUGCUCUUUGCCUCUCAGAGAGACAAAUAAAGAUCUGGUUCCAAAACAGGAGAAUGAAAUGGAAAAAGGAUAAUAAGCUGAAAAGUAUGAGCAUGGCAGCUGCAGGAGGGGCAUUCCGUCCCUAAGCGUUUGAUCAAUUAAAAGUACUGAGCAGUAUUAGCUGACCCUGCGUCUCAUGUCAGUACUAAGUUGACUUUCUAAAACUUCCUUGUGUUACUUCUGUGAAGAAACCCUGUUCUUGUCGCCCUUAUUCAUCUUUUAAUCAUGAGCCUGUUUAUUACCAUUCUCUCGCGUGUAUAAGUAGAUCUGCUUUUAUCGUACAUUUCUUUGUCUUGAAUGGCUUUGUCUUGAAAAAAAUAAUAGAUGUUUUAACUUAUUUAUAUGAAGCGAGCUGUGUUACUUGAAGUAACUGUUAAAA
This is a messenger RNA of Falco peregrinus (peregrine falcon), 1736 nucleotides long. RefSeq names its product homeobox A5 (gene HOXA5). Gene Ontology annotation, biological process: anterior/posterior pattern specification; regulation of transcription by RNA polymerase II. Gene Ontology annotation, molecular function: DNA-binding transcription factor activity, RNA polymerase II-specific; RNA polymerase II cis-regulatory region sequence-specific DNA binding. The transcript is spliced from 2 exons. The record is from RefSeq and is a predicted model, not a curated record. Bases 631 to 1443 code for a protein of 270 amino acids. Gene Ontology annotation, cellular component: nucleus. Lineage: Eukaryota; Metazoa; Chordata; Aves; Falconiformes; Falconidae.